This is a messenger RNA of Sitodiplosis mosellana (orange wheat blossom midge), 839 nucleotides long. RefSeq lists its product as uncharacterized. Lineage: Eukaryota; Metazoa; Arthropoda; Insecta; Diptera; Cecidomyiidae. The coding region runs from base 233 to 631 and encodes 132 amino acids. The record is from RefSeq and is a predicted model, not a curated record. The transcript is spliced from 2 exons.
GAACAGUGUGUUCAUUCGUUCGCGCGUACAUUCUGAUUACAGUUUUGUUCUAGUGUGUGCAGUGCGAACACAUUUCAGCAUAGAAGAGCGGCAACUGUUUUGCGACAACUUGUGAAAUCAGUCUGUCAUCUGUUUGAGUUUGGUGAAUACAACACGUGCUUGGUUGUUUGGUUAAACCAAACGAAAGAUUUAACGAGUGAGAAAAAUAAACGUGAAUAUAAACGUUUUCGAAAUGGAUGCAUCAGUUUUGGCGGCAACAUCACCGUCCAAUGAUUUAAGAUGGCCCGUUGUUCGCAUAUCGAGAAAAGAGGUCCGGGAUUAUCAACAACAGCAAAACAUGUCGUCAAAAACCAGAACAACAACCGAUGUGAUCGACUGGAAGAAAGAUGCCGAUAUUCGUGACUCCAAUAAUAUGCAACCAAGGGUGAUUUUGGAUCGUUCGAGCGUACCGCACGGACUGACCGACAGUGCACAACCAUCAACCAGUGGAAUGAAAAAGUCGACGGCUUCAACUUCGAAAACGACAUCGACAUCUAGAGCCAAACCCAAGCUUGCGGUGAAGAAACCAACUAAGGCUGGUCGCCCUCAGUUUGUAAUGAAUUUUCGAACAACACGCAGCAAGAAAAACUAAACAACCACUAUUCAUCGUCGUUCAUCAAAACACAUAACCUCAACGAAACAUUCGAAUAAUGAAAUAAUCAUAGAGAUAAGCAUUGAGUGUCCAUUCACUUAACAAAUUCACAUCCGAAUUUUCAAUUCAGUAUGGAUUAUGUACAUACAGUAUGUGUGACUAUAUUAAUAUGAAUAAAAUAUAAGGGUUAUUAAGGUUUCAUGCAUAA